AGUUGUUCCUCUUUUGAUGAAUCUCCUUCAGUAUAAUGAUGCAAAGGUUGGAGAUGCAGGUCCGAUUCUUGAUGUGAUGGCAGUAAUGUUAGAGAACAUCACAAGUAUCCAAGAGGUAGAAAGAACUACUAUUGAUGUUGUUUACCGUGCUUCUCAAAUCAUAGCUUCUAUGCCAAAUUUAUCGUACCAAAACAAACAUUCCCGGAGGCUUUAUUUCAUCAGUUACUCCCUGUUAUGGUCCACCCUGAUUAUGAAACGCGCGUUGGAGCUCACCGAAUCUUUUCUGUUAUCCUUGUUCCAUCUUCUGUUUCCCCUCAGAAGGUAUCGGAGGAAACCGGCCUAAGGCAGCAGAUUUUUCAAGAGCACUCUCUAGAACUGUUUUUUUCUUCUCUUCUUCGGCUGCUCUUCUUGGAAAGCUGAGAGAUUAAAGGUCUUCUUCACAAAGGUCUUCGUCACUCGAGAAGGGUAAUCUUAAAAUAGAACAGAAAGGUAAUAAUAGUGGGAUUCUCAAUAGAAUAAAGUCAACAUAUAGCGUGGGAGGGUCUCCUGCAUAUGUUGAAGAGUCUGCAAACAAACCAAGUAGUGAAGUGGUAGGUUCUGUAACCAUCUUCACCAUCUUAGUAGAUAUAGCUAUUACUCUUAGAUUCGUUAGUAUGAUCCAUUCUACUAGCUUCAAAUCAUCGGACAUCACACCUGUUACUCUUUUACAACUCGAGCGUUUGACCCUUUGCUCACAUCCUUGGCAAAUAAAUUACUUAGACUAUAAAAUGGUCUGCCGCUUGAACAUCUUCAUCUUUGAUCAAUAGCUUGUUUUGCUGCAUACGCUUGAUAAAGCCUUCAUACUAAUUAGUUGGUGUCUUUGUAUUUGAAUCGUUUGCUUCUGUCAUAUUAUAUUAUUUCUUAAAUCUGAAUGAAUUUCACAAAAUUGUAAGCCUUUUGAGACAACUUCUAUUUAUAUUGUUUUAAUUUCUACAUCAUCCCCAUAUAUUGGCGACACUCGUAAAUUGGAUAUGUUGGGCAUUAGAUUUCAAACAUUGAUUCGGAUUGCAUGAAAAUGUUUCUACUCUUUUUAAAAUUGUACAUCCACUUAAACAUCGAUCUAUUUACAACACCCAUACAUGGAUAUGUUGGCAUUUGACUUCAACAUUCAUUAUGAAAUAAUAUUUCUGGUUUCACAGCUGUUGUAUAGAACGCAUCUUUCACUUAGAGAGCUAUACAAUGUAGUAUUAAGAUUGUUUACUAUUUCUUCAGCAGCUGAUUUUUUCUAUUUGAGUGUGUUUUAUUUGACUUCACCAAGUAGUGAAACUUAUUUCCUCAUG
Capsicum annuum is the source of this 1319-nucleotide messenger RNA. RefSeq lists its product as uncharacterized. Bases 17 to 343 code for a protein of 108 amino acids. Lineage: Eukaryota; Viridiplantae; Streptophyta; Magnoliopsida; Solanales; Solanaceae. The transcript is spliced from 3 exons. The record is from RefSeq and is a predicted model, not a curated record.